AUGCCUCGUACAGAAGAUAGCGCCUCAGUCCCGCGAGACGCCGUGCUUCUCCAGAUACAUCCGCCCAAUGUAUCUGGCCCAACGCUACUAGUGGCCAUGGAAGAUGGACAUGUUGUCACAUUUAACGUGUCAAGAAAGGACUUUUCGCUUUCAGGAAGAAAGUCCGUGAUCCUGGGAACCCGGCAAGCGCGCCUUCACGUUCUUCCUGAUCCCGGUGGCUUCUAUAAUGUAUUUGCUACCACAGAGAAUGCGAGCCUAAUUCACAGUUCGGAGGGUAGACUUGUCUACUCCGCCACAACUGCUGAGGAUGCCGUUCAUGUUGUUCCGUUCGAUGCCGAGGCGUAUCCCGACUCGAUCGUAAUUGCGACUAGUUCACACUUGCGGCUAUCGCAACUGGACACCGAAAGAAGGACACAAAUUAAUGCCUUCCCACUUGGCGAAACCGUGAGGCGGUUGGCGUACUCGCCCACCCUUAAGCUAUUUGGUCUUGGAUGUCUCGUCAGACAACUUAACUCGGAUCCGCCAGAGGAGAUUGUGCAGACACGGGUUUGUCUGGUUGACGAAGUCAUGUUUGAGCUUCUCGGAGAACCCUAUCUUCUUCCCACCCCAGACGGGCACGAGAUUCCAGAAUGCAUAAUCCGGGCAGAACUUCCGGACUCGAAUGGGGAGCUCGUUGAGCGCUUUAUCGUGGGGACUAGCAUAUCCGCGGAUCCAACGACGGGGAACCCACCAGCAUAUGGAGGCCAAAUACUCAUCCUUGGUGUUGACAGCGACCGGAAGCUGUUCAAGGUGUCUUCAAAACUACUUCACGGAGCCUGCAAGUGUUUGGGGGUCCUUGGGGACCAUGUAGUCGCUGGCCUUUCCUCGUCCAUCAUCGUCUACAAAUACACUGAAGAGUCGAGCACCUCGGCGCAGCUGCAGGCCCUGGUCGCUUAUCGUUCCUCAACUUACCCGAUAGAUAUUUCAAUUCACGGGAAUAUCAUAGGCGUCGCCGACGUUAUGAAGUCGCUAACCCUCCUCGACUUCGAACCCGGCUCGGCCCAAUUGCCGCCGGUGCUUCGGCCUCGGGCGCGGCACAAUAGAUCAGCGUGGGCCACGGCUGUCUGCCACAUCGAAAGCGACGCGUGGCUGGAAUCAGACUCGAGCGGAAAUCUUAUGGUAUUAACACAGGGAACAGAUAGCAAUUUUGAACCAGCGCGCCCAACUCUUGAGGUCAGCAGCGCUUUGAAUCUAGGAGAGCAAGUCAACAGGAUUCGGCCUCUCAACGUCGUUACGAGUCAAAACGCUCCAAUUGCGCCCAAGGCGUUCCUCGGGACGGCUGAUGGCGGACUCUACCUCUUCGGCACAGUGUCCGAGACCCAUUUAGAUCUCCUCACAACCUUCCAGAGCAGACUGACGACGUUUGUGGAGUCGCCCGGCGGGACUAAUUUUAUGCAGUGGAGGACUACAGAUAAACUGCCUAUCGAACACACGGGGCCAUGGAGAUUCAUAGAUGGGGGAUUUCUUGAGCACUUUCUGGAUAUGAGUGAAGCAACGCAAGAACUGGUCUCCCGCAACUCAAUCCACCCUGUCAUCCUCACAGCCCGCGAUGGCGACUUUGACGAACGCAUCUCGUGUCUGCCUCCGGGGCAUGACAAGGCAGUCGGCUCUCGCGUCCGUCCCCGUACGAGCGCUGACCACCUCGGCAACCGUCCAGACUCGGCGCCCUCCGCGUACGGCUACCAGGCGACCUUCAAGGGCACCAGCAAGGGCUCCAAGAUCCCCGACUUUGGUAGCUACAUGUCCGACAAGGCUCCUGCUACCAACAAGAUCUUUUCCUACUUUAUGGUUGGCGGUUUGGGCGCCAUCACCGCCGCCGGUGCCAAAUCCACUGUCGAGGAGUUCCUCAAGAACAUGUCCGCCUCUGCCGACGUCUUGGCCAUGGCCAAGGUUGAGGUCGACCUCAACGCCAUUCCUGAGGGCAAGAACGUCAUCAUCAAGUGGCGUGGCAAGCCCGUCUUCAUCCGACACCGAACCGAGGGCGAAAUUGCCGAGGCUAACAAGGUCAACAUUACCUCUCUCCGCGACCCCGAGAACGAUGCCGACCGUGUGAAGAAGCCCGAGUGGCUUGUAAUGUUGGGUGUCUGCACCCAUCUCGGUUGUGUGCCCAUUGGUGAGGCCGGUGAUUACGGUGGCUGGUUCUGCCCUUGCCACGGUUCGCAUUACGACAUCUCCGGACGUAUAAGAAAGGGACCCGCUCCUCUUAACCUCGAAAUCCCCGAGUACGAGUUCCCCGAAGAUGGCAAGCUGAUCAUCGGUUAA
This is a messenger RNA of Parascedosporium putredinis, 2301 nucleotides long. NCBI's taxonomy places the organism in Eukaryota, Fungi, Ascomycota, Sordariomycetes, Microascales, Microascaceae. The record is from the annotation of a GenBank genome assembly.